ACUAAAAAUAUUAUUGUGUUUUAUUUAAAAGCAAAAUGUACGCUUUAGAUUUUCUCUUUAUUGCCUUUGUGUAUUUUGCUGCAUGUCAUAUUCAAGAGAAACCAGUUAGAGCGCAAGAAGUGCAACUGCCACCAGGCCAAGAAUGUCAGAUGACCCCUGUAAUACACAUUUUGAAACAUCGCGGAUGUAAGCCGAAAGCCAUUCCAUCUUUUGCCUGUAUUGGAAAAUGUACCAGCUACGUACAGGUCUCAGGUAGCAAAAUUUGGCAAAUGGAACGUACUUGCAACUGCUGCCAAGAAGCAGGUGAAAGAGAAGCCACAGUAGUGUUAUACUGUCCUGAUGCAAAAAAUGAAGAAAGGAGAUUUAGGAAGGUCUCCACCAAAGCUCCAUUAGAAUGUAUGUGCCGUCCAUGCGGCAGUAUUGAAGAAAGUGCAAUUAUUCCCCAAGAAGUUGCGGGCUACGCUGAAGAAGGGCCGUUGUAUAAUCAUUUUAGAAAAUCAUUUUAAAAUUUAGGA
Molecule: messenger RNA, 515 nt
Organism: Manduca sexta (tobacco hornworm)
Lineage: Eukaryota; Metazoa; Arthropoda; Insecta; Lepidoptera; Sphingidae
Gene: Burs
Product: bursicon-like
Exons: 4
Coding region: 36-506 (156 amino acids)
Biological process (GO): animal organ morphogenesis
Molecular function (GO): receptor ligand activity; BMP binding
Source: RefSeq, a predicted model, not a curated record